AUCAGCCUCCCUCUUUCUGCAAAUGGACCACCCUCUACUGUUCUCCUAGUGGACAGUAUUCGCCUGUGCCAUAACUAACUGUAUGCAGGCCUUCAUUCUCAAUGAGACCAAAGACGGGGGGAGACUGAGAGUGAGGCGAGGAGAAUGGAGAGCAUGAGCCUUCAGUGGAAAGACAACUGAGACAUCGAGCUGGGUCCUGACAUCGCCUCCUGGACUGCUCACUGACCCAGAUCUGGAUUGUUUGGUGAUAAAGAGAGGAGGAACCAUGGGAUCUGGAGUGUGGAGCCUAUUUAUUGUGUUUAGUCUGUCUCUAUGGAGCAGCAGUGACGCCCUCACAAAGCACCCCAUCCUCUCAAGGAUACGAAGAGCUCCAGAGGCCAACGGGGAGAGUAAAAAGUGCUCCUAUACCUUCCUGGUACCUGAGCAAAAGAUCACAGGCCCCAUCUGUGCGGCCAGGGGGUUUUCAAAUGACAAAGACAGAGUGACGCGUCUGGACGUGGCUGCAGUUCGUGACCUUCUGUCUAAACAACGACGUGAGAUGGAGACUUUGAAGCUUGUGGUUGACGUUGACGGUAACUUGGUGAAUGAGAUGAAGCUGUUGAGAAAAGAGAGCAGGAAUAUGAACUCCAGGGUGACCCAGCUCUACAUGCAGCUCCUGCAUGAGAUCAUCAGGAAGAGGGACAACUCUUUGGAGCUGGCACAGCUAGAGACACGCAUCCUUAACGCCACCACUGAGUCAUUACGUCUGACUUCCAGGUACAGGGAACUGGAGGCCAAAUACUCAGCCCUGUCUGCCCUAGUGAACAACCAGUCAGUACUGAUUGGUGCGCUGGAGGAACGGUGUAUGCAGGUGUACAGCCGCAGACAUGAACAGCCACCCUUGGGACCUCCGCUGGUGCAGGUGGUGCCUGAGAAUAUUCCUGUAAAUGUGCCACGUUUCACCAAUGAGAUCCAGAGGGACAACACGCGAGGAUUCGCUCGAGAAAGAGGCUCACGCUCUGGACCGUCUCCCACGAGCAGCACCCUGGAAGCCCAAAAACUUCAGAACAGGAACUUCAGCACUGAAGGCCCCUUCAGAGACUGCCUCCAGGCUCAGGAAGCCGGUCACAGCACCAGCGGCAUGUACUUGAUCAAACCAGACGAAGCAGAGAGGCCUGUGCAGGUCUGGUGUGAACAGGAUAUAGACAACGGAGGCUGGACUGUUAUCCAGAGCAGACGAGACGGAUCAGUCAACUUUUUCAGGAACUGGGAUAACUAUAAGAGUGGCUUUGGCAACAUAGACGGUGAAUACUGGCUGGGUCUGGAAGGUAUCUACAACCUGGGGAGGCAGGAGGACUACAAGCUGCUGGUGGAGCUGGAGGACUGGAUGGGAAAGAAGGUCUACGCUCAGUACAACAGCUUCCAUUUGGAGCCAGAGAGUGAGGGCUACCGCCUACGCCUGGGCACCUACCAGGGCAAUGCUGGGGACUCCCUCACCAGCCACAACGGAAAACAGUUCACCACUCUGGAUCGAGACAAGGACGCCUUCUCAGGUAACUGUGCCCAUUUCCAUAAAGGAGGCUGGUGGUACAACGCUUGUGGCCAAACCAAUCUUAACGGCGUCUGGUAUAACGGAGGUGUCUACCGCAGCAAAUUCCAAGAUGGCAUCUUCUGGGCUGACUACGGUGGAGGCUUCUACUCCAUGAAGACUGUUCGCAUGAUGAUCAGGCCCAUAGACUGAGGAGAAGCUAUAAACCAUGCUGGUGCAGAGGCAACAGAGGAGAGCAAACUUGAACAUAAUAAUAAAUUGUGACUCUAUAAAUCAACAGUAACUGGUUGAUCCUAGCUGAAAGAACUACAUCCAUGAUGAUUCAUAACAAUCGGUGGUGACUUGAACUGCCGCCUGUAAAAGACACAGACCCUGUGUUGUUAUUAUUAUAUAAUAAUGGGAGCUUACAUAAAGGGAUUUAGGAAUUUAUGACUAUUUAUAAAUCAUUCACCUCCUUUAAGUGCCAAAUAUAUAUAUAAUGGUGAAGAAAUUAAGAACCUCCUGUGCACUUCAUCCAAUAUUAUGCAGUUAAUCAAUGCAAGCUGUUAUUCUGCUUUAGAAACAGCAGUGCUAUCUUUAUUAUUUUACCCCAUUCAGAGGAGGUGCAACAGCACAACAGGCUUUCAUUGAUGCUGAACUCAUUCAUAAGCUUUAGUAUGUCAGGAUCGGAUGCAGCUCUUCCUACCUCGCCAAGAUAAAAGUAUGGGGGAAACACCUAUAUAUGGUUUUUAACUUGUGCUAUAGGAGUUGGGAGCUGGAAAAGACAUUUUGUUAAUUCAUAUUUAGAUCUAUAUACACUCUGUAUCCACUUCCAGAUCUGAAAAACCUCGGGAGGUACUCUAAAAUGUUGGAAAAAGGUGGCUAACAACUAUUUUUCUUGUAUGUUUGAUUACACAUAAACAGUACUGAUUGUAGUUUCCCCUUCGUAGACUUAAAAUGACCUAUACUGUAUGUUUAACUACUUUGUCCAUGUUCAGAUGACCAGAAACUAUAAUAUAUGUGUACGAUUAACUUAUCAUAACAAUGAAACGGGCCUGGUGUCCUGAGGGAAUAGUAAAUUAUCCUACCAAAAAUAGAACUAAUUUCCUCAACUGUAUAUAUGACAAUCAUUCCUGAAGUGUGCUUGCACGACAAAAAACGUAUGGAAAUUGCUGUUAUAUGUUUUUCUCAUUUAAAUGUUGAUUAAAUUUCAGUGUGAGUCCAGGAGAGGACGACCAAUGUUGAGAGAAAAAAGAUGGAAUUACGUUUUGUUUUGAGUGGUUUACGAGCACAAAAAAUAUGCCAACCAAGCGUGUUGAGAGUUAUAGACGCUAGGACAGACAACGAGAAACACAUUGCUGAGAGUCAGACAAGACGGAGGAAGAAAAAGAGAGGGGAGGGGAUGAUUUGGGAUGGAAUCAGUCCAAAUUUCCAAGUUAUUUUUCCCCCCUCUUCCUUUUAAAUACAGAGAAAUUUACAUUCUUUCCACACAGAAGUGCUUUAACUGCAUGUUUUCUUUAAAAUAUCUCUCAUUGACAUUGACCUGCACUCUGUAAUCACCAGCAUGGAGGGAAAGCUGCAUCCUUUUGGGAAAACCAUCCCAUGGGGAGAGGAGACCACUGGCUUGAAACUGGUGGGCCUGCUUUGAACAACAGCACUCUUUCCACAGCACACAUAAAAGACAAACAGCCUUUGGUGUCUCAGCUCAAAAUAGACUCUCAUAUUGUGCUGUUUUACCCACAAUGGCCAUCACACCCAGCUAUUAAAUAAAGUUUUAUAAAGUUAAAACAAAAAAACCCAGAAUGGAAUACUGGUCAAACCUGGACAAGGAAACAUGUUUAUUGACAUGU
This is a messenger RNA of Sphaeramia orbicularis (orbiculate cardinalfish), 3357 nucleotides long. Its product is annotated as angiopoietin-related protein 1-like. Gene Ontology annotation, biological process: blood coagulation, common pathway; positive regulation of heterotypic cell-cell adhesion; fibrinolysis. The coding region runs from base 266 to 1720 and encodes 484 amino acids. Gene Ontology annotation, molecular function: protein-macromolecule adaptor activity; extracellular matrix structural constituent. The transcript has 5 exons. NCBI's taxonomy places the organism in Eukaryota, Metazoa, Chordata, Actinopteri, Kurtiformes, Apogonidae. Gene Ontology annotation, cellular component: fibrinogen complex. The record is from RefSeq and is a predicted model, not a curated record.